CGAUGAUACAUGGUUAAGUGGGGGAGCUUUUUCCGAAGGCAAUCGCAUUUAGCCGUAAAUUAACGACCUAGCUAAGGAAAGAGCUAGCUACAAACUGGAUUUAUGUUGUGGGGAUUAAGGAGUUGCCCACUGAUGUUAUGUUUGGGAACUGAAAACAAACGCAGCUAAUUGAGAUAUCCAACAUAACAAAACUCUACUGCAGUAUCUCAUCAUUAUUGUUGACUCUGCCUCCACCAUUGCCCCUUCCGCCGUGGCACUGGAACAUGAAGAAUGUCUGCUGUAUUACCAAAGACUGACCAGAAGGACGCAAUGAGGGGCUCCGGGGAAAGUUGCCAAGCUGCGUUGUGGAUCCAGUAGCUGGGAUUCCAAGUGCUUGUUGUGUUUGUGUGUGCGUGGGUGCAUGCUAGCACAACCUGCCCACUUCAGGCUGGGACAUGCUACUCUGAGACAGGAGUUGGACAAACAGAAAAGAAAGGAGUCGACUACCAUAAACAAGAAGGGGACAGCACGCGGUACAACAUUGGCAGAUAGACAUACUGUGUGUUUUGGUUGCAGUUUUACCCCUGUGGAAGUGGCUUUUAAUACACUGCAUAUUUCUAUACAACACCUUUCCUCUGUCUUUGUAUCACCUUCCCCCUCCCUUAAGAGUCCUGGUUGUUUUGGCCCCUCUGUGAUUUGCAUGGCCGGAGAGUAAUCGUGGAGAGGCCAGGGUAUCACAAGCUUAUGGAUUUUGACAAGAAAGGGAGUAAAGGAGAGACAGAGGAAGGGAAAAAGAUGUCUAAGGCAGCCGGCAGCAGGACUGGACAUGGGGGCCGGGGUACAGGGACCAACUCUGGGGUUCUUAUGGUUGGGCCAAACUUCCGUGUCGGAAAAAAGAUUGGCUGUGGCAAUUUUGGAGAGCUGCGGCUGGGGAAGAACCUCUACACCAACGAAUAUGUGGCCAUCAAAUUGGAACCGAUAAAGUCACGGGCUCCACAGCUUCACUUGGAAUAUAGAUUUUAUAAACAGUUGGGAAGUUCAGAGGGUAUUCCUCAGGUGUACUACUUUGGGCCAUGUGGGAAGUACAAUGCCAUGGUGCUGGAGCUGCUGGGGCCCAGCCUGGAAGACCUGUUUGAUCUCUGUGACCGCACCUUCUCCCUCAAGACCGUCCUUAUGAUAGCCAUACAGCUGAUAACGCGGAUGGAGUUUGUCCACACAAAGAGCUUGAUAUACAGAGACGUGAAGCCAGAGAACUUUUUGGUGGGGCGGCCGGGCAGCAAGAGGCAGCACACAAUCCACAUCAUCGACUUUGGGCUGGCCAAAGAAUACAUCGACCCCGAGACCAAAAAACACAUCCCGUACCGGGAGCACAAGAGCCUGACAGGCACGGCGCGCUACAUGAGCAUCAACACACACCUGGGGAAAGAGCAAAGCAGACGGGAUGAUCUGGAGGCUCUGGGUCACAUGUUUAUGUACUUCCUGCGAGGCAGCCUUCCCUGGCAAGGCCUGAAGGCAGACACUUUGAAGGAGAGGUAUCAGAAGAUUGGAGAUACCAAGCGAGCUACUCCAAUUGAAGUGCUUUGUGAAAGCUUCCCCGAAGAGAUGGCCACCUAUCUGCGUUACGUGAGGAGGCUGGACUUCUUUGAGAAACCUGAUUACGACUACUUACGGAAACUCUUCACUGACCUCUUCGAUAGGAACGGCUAUGUCUUUGAUUAUGAAUACGACUGGGUCGGCAAACCACUUCCUACACCGAUAGGCCCCAUCCCCAGUGACACACCCGCUCAGCCCAGCAGAGACAAAGCACAACAGCAGACCAAAAACCAGUCUCCUGAGCCCAAAGGAGAUGAGUCUCAGCGUCAGCCCUCUCCAAUGACCAAUAAGGAGACACUGGGGUCGUAUGUCACGGCCGAAAGGCUGGGGGGCUCUGUACAGGUGAUGAGCUCGACAAAUGGAGAGUUGAACACUGACGACCCGACGGCAGGACACUCCAACGCUCCCAUCACUGCUCCCACCGAGGUGGAGGUGGCUGAUGAUACAAAGUGCUGUUGUUUCUUCAAAAGGAGAAAGAGGAAACCCCUCCAGCGGCACAAGUGAAGAGAAGAACUUGAAACAUUCUGGUCACUGUCAAGUUUUAAAUGGAAGCAACUACACAGAUCACCCAUCUUAUCUCUUUCCCAAUCUCUCUUUCUUUCUCUCUUCUCUCUCUCAGCACUCCCCUGCUACAGACGUGUAAAGGAAUGUUGUCUUUCAGACUCUGGCUCCUUUAAAAAAAGAAAAGAAAGAAACAUUUUAAAGUACCUGCAUAUAGUAAAGGGAGAUUGAGAGAACGUUAAAAGCUGUAUAAAUGAAACGUGAAUACAGUGACGUGAAUAUAUAAAAAAAGAUACUGUUUGAAACAGUUGUUGUAUUUUAGAUUCCAUACAGAACAUUUUCUGUUCAACAGCCAUUGAUCUGAGGGAACUGUCAAUGAGUCGAGUGAAAGAAAUCUGUUCCAUAGAAAUAGUCCUUUAUUUAUGGGAUCAAGGUGAGAAGCAAGAAUGAACAAUACUAACUCUGGAAUCACUGAACGCAACAGGAAGCAUUUCAUCUAAACCAGAAUUGGAGGAUCUUUAUGCAUUUUUUUCCCCUUUUUUUUGUAAUUUAAUCCUCAGUAGUUUUCAAAGUUGACUUCCUGGAUUGAAAACAAACUUUUACUUUUAUGUUGUAGUGUUUCUGGAAAUCUUUGUAGCACAGUCACUGGCCUCAGGUACUGUGGAAGAUUGAAAGAAACAGAUAUUAAGCUCUUUUCUUAUUAUUGCACUUUUGAAAGAAAAUAAAGUACAGUGGAAUUAUAGGUUUGAAAUUAACAAACAAGAAAACAACAAAAUAAAGACUGAUCUAGGAAUAGUCCUAUACAAUGCUUAAAUCUGAGUAAGGGCCGAAAUGUCAAUCUACAUGAAACAAGAUGUCUUUCAGUUUUAUUUCUUACAUCAGAAUAAUUAACCAGGAAAUCAUAGUUUGUGCCUUUCCAAGUAAAAUGUUUAAAGCUCAA
This is a messenger RNA of Oncorhynchus masou masou (cherry salmon), 3013 nucleotides long. RefSeq names its product casein kinase I. Gene Ontology annotation, cellular component: nucleus; cytoplasm; plasma membrane. NCBI's taxonomy places the organism in Eukaryota, Metazoa, Chordata, Actinopteri, Salmoniformes, Salmonidae. Gene Ontology annotation, molecular function: protein serine/threonine kinase activity; ATP binding. The transcript is spliced from 12 exons. Gene Ontology annotation, biological process: positive regulation of canonical Wnt signaling pathway; signal transduction; endocytosis. The record is from RefSeq and is a predicted model, not a curated record. The coding region runs from base 724 to 2076 and encodes 450 amino acids.